This is a messenger RNA of Vespa velutina, 2974 nucleotides long. RefSeq names its product transmembrane protein 47. The transcript is spliced from 5 exons. Gene Ontology annotation, cellular component: cell-cell junction; membrane. NCBI's taxonomy places the organism in Eukaryota, Metazoa, Arthropoda, Insecta, Hymenoptera, Vespidae. Gene Ontology annotation, biological process: cell-cell adhesion. The coding region runs from base 797 to 1465 and encodes 222 amino acids. The record is from RefSeq and is a predicted model, not a curated record.
GAACAAAAUUAGCAUCAAACGAAAAGUAAACAUUGUUAGAUUACAAUAAAUAAUAGUGAGAGAAAUGGAAGAGUGGUAGGAGUAGAAGUAAAAAAGAAAAAGAAAAAAAAAACAAAAAGAAAUGAUAAGAUGGAGGUGAGAUCCGGUAACAAAGAAAAGAAACGUAGAAAACAGGAAGAAAAAGAAACUGGGAAAGUAGAGGAUUGGGGCCAGGUGGUAAUGGGGUUGGGAGUUGCGUAGGGUAAGGAGGAGGAAGGGGAGAAGGAGGAGGAUCGCGCAGCAUCGGCCCGGACGCUGCGCCAGGCAUUUAAUGGGCGCAGCUGGGCGCAGCCUCUUUCGUAGGAAGCUUCUCUUUACGAGCUCCACGACGAUUUCUUCCCGGUUCACCUUUGCUUCUUAAGUGAUUAGUAGUCGUAUGAAUUCUCCAAACGAUCUACGAUAUUCUAGUGACGUAUUGAUAAUAAACAAAUUCCUUACGUUCAUUCGUAAAAGUUUUAUUGUCGAACGUUCAACUACCUUUUACGAAAGUGCGUCCCCACUCUCGUGUAUUCACCGUCUUGUAUCCAUCCAUCGAUUCAUCUGUUCAUUGACGCGAACUUGCUAAAUGCACUUUCGUCUUUCUCGUUUGACCAUAAAUCACGGAAGAGUAUACGAUGUUCCUUAAACAAUAUUGUUUAUUAAGAGGUGAAAGGUGUUCAUGAACGUUAGUUUUCAUUAUUUUCCUCAAGGAUAGUUCAACAAUCGUUUUUUUUUACAACAAGACGCGACUAUCUUAGAUACAAUACCCUAAUAUAAAAUGAUCAUGUAUACAGUCGCGGAAGAACACAUAAGUGAUAAUGAGAUUGCACAGGUAAUAGCAUUUAUAUGCGGGGUCAUAGUAAUACUUUUAAUGAUAAUGGGACUUGCUUCGACGGAUUGGUUAAUGGCCUUAGGAUGGAGGCAAGGACUUUUUGUACAUUGCAUCGAAGAAGGUGCACCAACUCCACUGCCAUUUAAUAUGCCAGAUCCACAAGGAUGUUAUCAAGCUAGAGAUGUUGCAUAUAUAAAAGCUGCUGCUACCUUGUGUGUGAUAUGCCUCUUAUCAGAUAUUAUGGCAACAGUUUUAACGGGUCUUGGAUUAAGAUCACAAGAUCAUAGAGAAAAACACAAAUUUUAUAGAUUUGCUGUUUUAUGUAUGGGUAUUGCACUCGUAUGUCUCUUAACUGCAUUGGUAAUUUAUCCUGUGUGCUUUGCCACAGAACUUAAUCUUGGAAAUAGAACAAUGUGGGAAUUUGGAUGGGCGUAUGGUGUUGGAUGGGGUGCAGCUAUAUUUUUGUUUGGUGGAGCAGUAUUACUUUUAUGCGACAAAGAAAGUGAAGAAAUUUAUUAUAAGGAAAGAAAAAUAGUUCGCAAUGAGAUGGGAGGAGGUAGUUCAAUGACUGGCAUGGGACAUCAUGGUGGACGAAGUGGUACGCAACUAGCCUAGUGGCAUUGCACCCUGCCCGAUGUUGUACUCUAGGUGAUUCUUUUCUUUUUUGUUCUCACAGUUUGAUACCCAUGCGAAGAGUUGUAUACGUGUAUAUGAAAAUGAACAGUUUUUAUACAUGUUACCUGCAUGUUAGAUCAGAAUAUAUUGGAGUUACAGACGGUUUGGUGUAAAAUAUAUGGAACAUGUCGUGCAAACAUUGCUGAAAUUACAAAAGUAUCUAUCAGUUGACUGAACAUAGUUCUUUUAGUAAAUAGUUACCAUUUGGAAUUAUCAUGGGAAUUAUAGUAAUUAAUACAAUUUUGGGACCAUUGUUAUUUUAAGUUUUUCCCUACAGUAUUAUAUAUCCUUUAUAUAUUCUAAAUUUAUAAUUGUUUUAGAAAAUUAUUUGUUUUACACAAUUUACUUUGCCAAGUUAAUUCCGGAUGUAUAAAAGUAAAUUUACUUUUUGAUAAUUACAAUAAUUAUCUUAUGAAAUGUUCCAAUGAAUAUUACAUUUAGUAAAAUUAUUAAUAUUGUUUUAUAUUAUUUAUGUAAGUAUAUACAUAUUAAUUUCACAAUUAACAUAAGUUAUUUCGAUAUAAUUUAUAGUAAAGCACAAACAUAAUAGAUGAAAUAUUGAAAAAUACUGCUAAUCAAUUCUAAAAUUACUUUGAGUAAAUAAGCUAGUGUUCUUUUUUUAUUUUAGUUGUUAUGUAUCUUAUUCUUUACAAGUAAAAUAUUUACAUUAUGUUACCAUUUUUAAGAAAGAAUUUUGAUAAGUAGAAAAUAUAUUAAUAAGUAUCAUUAAUUUAUGUAUUUUAUUUAUUGUUACUUAUCAAUAGUGCAGCUUUUUUUUUACACAUAUAAGUUAUACUAAUGAGGUAUCUUCCAAGCCUAAGAUAUUUGUGGGUCUUCUUUUAUAUAUAAUUGAAUAAUGUGGCUAAAAUUAUAAUAUACGAAUUUAUAAAUUUUAACUUUUCUAUUAUUUGAUUACUAUUUACAAAAUUAUAAUUAAGUAUUUGCUUUUGACAUUUAUUGUCACGAGCUGAUCUUCUUACAAGUAAAAAUGAUUUAUAUUUGUACCAUAAAUUAUAUGUUUAUAUUAACAUUUUUAUAAAUUUAGUAGAUUGAUAUAUACUCAUACAAGAAUAUAGCUUAUUAUAUUUUAAGAUUUUGUUUAAUAAUAUUUUUCGUAAUAUAAGCGAUUUAUAUUUCUGUAAUUAGUAGAAUAUGUCCAAAGUACAGUCAACUGAAACAGGAGUAAGAGCAAGUAUCAAACAAAUUUUGAUAAACUCGUAUAAAAUGUUCAUUUCUGUAAAUAUAAAUACAUUAAUAAUAUCAAAACUCUACAAUCGCGGUAAAACAAAAUUUAUAUAAAUUAUAAUUCCAAAGUAUGAAAUGAUAAAAACACAAUUUCUGAUAAUGUUUUACAUCGAUUAAUGGGUUGUAAUAAGUGAAAAUCCCUUUUUUCAUUUUUAUGUAAUCCAAGACAAAAUCUUUUAUUAUGAAAAAGGAAUAUCUCUUUAA